Messenger RNA from Oldenlandia corymbosa var. corymbosa, 726 nucleotides. The record is from the annotation of a GenBank genome assembly. Lineage: Eukaryota; Viridiplantae; Streptophyta; Magnoliopsida; Gentianales; Rubiaceae.
AUGUCGAGAAGACGAUUGCCAUUCUUGCACAAUUACUCAGCCUCCUCCGUUACAACAAAUACAGCAGCACUGUCUUCAACUUCUUCUUCCUCGGACUCCUCAGUUGUAAAUGCGGAUGCUGAGGAUGUGAUGGCGGGAUACAUAUUUGGAAAGAAGAAAGCGACCCAAGUUGCUCACUCGUUGUGGAAGCAUGUUGUCCGGAAAGGCGACGUGGUCAUUGAUGCGACUUGUGGCAAUGGCCAUGAUGCUUUAGCACUCCAAAGAUUGGUUUCUGAUGCAACUCGUGGAGGCCGUGUAUAUGCAGUGGAUAUCCAAAAAGCUGCUCUAGAGAGUACUUCUCUGUUGCUGGAUCGGUUUCUAAGUCCAGAUGAGAGGGAACACGUCGAGCUAUUCCUAAUGUGCCAUAGCAAAAUGGAGGAAAUUAUUCCUAGUGGUGUUGCUGUUAGGUUAGUUGCCUUCAACUUGGGUUACCUUCCAGGAGGUGAGAAAGCACUUAUUACAAGAUCAGAAACAACACUACUUGCCCUGGAGGCUGCCAAGAGAAUAUUGGCCCCUGGCGGGCUCAUCAGCAUUGUGGUUUAUGUUGGUCAUCAGGGCGGAAGGGAAGAGUUUGAGGCAGUCCAAAGUUUUGCUUCAGAAUUACCACUUGAGGAAUGGGUCUGCUGCAAACUCCAGACGAUAAAUAGGCCAUUUGCCCCCAUCAUGGUUCUCCUGUAUAGAAGAUAA